AUGCCCACCUACACCGGCAAAUGCGACUGCGGCCAGACGACCUGGGAAGUCGAGCUCGACAAGGACACUGCCUCGCACAUCCUCUGCCACUGCAACACCUGCAAGCGGCUGUCCGGCGGCGCCUUCACGCUGAACCAGAUCAUCCCCAAGGACUCGCUCAAGUUCACCAAGGGCGGCGAUGAGCUGAAGAAGUACACCUACAGCGGCGAGUCGGGCAAAGAGGUCCACUGCUACUACUGCCCAAACUGCACCACGCACCCGUACCACCACCAGACGGCGCUGGGCGACGACAAGAUCAUCCUGCGGACGGUGCUGCUCACUCCCGAGGGCACGACCGAGUUCCAGCCCGCGGCCGAGAUCUUCGGCAAGCUCAAGAUGGGCUGGGAGAAGGAGGUUGCCACCACCUUCGAGACGUUGCCGCCGCAGUAG
This is a messenger RNA of Coniosporium apollinis CBS 100218, 429 nucleotides long. RefSeq lists its product as uncharacterized. Bases 1 to 429 code for a protein of 142 amino acids. Gene Ontology annotation, molecular function: carbon-sulfur lyase activity. NCBI's taxonomy places the organism in Eukaryota, Fungi, Ascomycota, Dothideomycetes. The record is from RefSeq and is a predicted model, not a curated record. The transcript has 2 exons.